Messenger RNA from Acyrthosiphon pisum (pea aphid), 2499 nucleotides. It is a transcript of the gene Rab2, whose product is annotated as RAS oncogene family member Rab2. The transcript has 6 exons. Gene Ontology annotation, molecular function: GTPase activity; GTP binding. Lineage: Eukaryota; Metazoa; Arthropoda; Insecta; Hemiptera; Aphididae. The coding region runs from base 268 to 903 and encodes 211 amino acids. The record is from RefSeq and is a predicted model, not a curated record.
UAUUCGUUUUCUUGUUCGCUCACUCAUUCUCUGAAUCAUAUGUCGUGAUAAAGAUUAAAGACGCAAUUUAUUAGUAUUUAUAGUUAUUACGAAAACAGAAAAGUUACGGUCAGUGUGGGGACAGGCGACUACCGACUGUGUAGAGAUUAGUGAGAGAAGUACAAGGUAGUCGUCGUCUUAAUUUUUAAUUCGAUCACAAGUGUGUCCAGGUCAUUCAGUGUUUCCAGUUCGCGGUUUCUUGAUAGUCCAUUGCCACUAAGCAUCACCAUGUCUUACGCGUACCUGUUUAAAUACAUCAUAAUCGGAGACACAGGAGUGGGCAAAUCGUGUCUCCUGUUGCAGUUCACUGACAAGAGAUUUCAGCCCGUCCACGAUCUGACCAUCGGCGUCGAAUUUGGUGCACGUUUGGUGACCAUCGAGACAAAACCCAUAAAGUUGCAAAUAUGGGACACCGCUGGCCAAGAAGCUUUCCGAUCUAUCACACGGUCUUAUUAUCGUGGUGCAGCUGGUGCAUUAUUAGUGUAUGACAUCACUCGUCGAGACACUUUCAAUCAUUUGACAACGUGGUUAGAAGACGCUAGACAACAUUCCAAUUCCAACAUGGUCAUUAUGCUAAUUGGCAACAAAAGUGAUUUGGAAGCGAAACGGGAAGUCAAGAAAGAAGAAGGUGAAGCAUUUGCUCGAGAGCAUGGAUUGGUAUUUAUGGAAACAUCUGCUAAAACUUCUGAUAAUGUAGAAGAAGCCUUUAUAAACACUGCUAAAGAAAUAUAUGAAAAAAUUCAAGAGGGAGUAUUCGAUAUCAAUAACGAGGCAAAUGGUAUUAAAAUUGGACCACAACAUUCAACUGGUAACAACAGUAUACCUGGCGGAAACAAUCGAUCCAAUGGCAAUGGUUGUUGUUAACUAGUUUUGAAGGUCAACUAAAUAAUAUUAAAUUUGCAAUUUUGAUAUUAUUGCUUUCCACGUGGGUUAUACUUCUUUUUUUUUGAGUGAAUUGUAUUCAAUAUUUAUUAAUAGACCAAGCUCUAUACCAUUGAAAUUAGUGUUGCGAAUAUAUCUAUUUAUAUAAUUAAAUUACUUAUUGGUACUUAUAUAUGAUGAUGGUUUGGUUGUAAAAAUAUUUUAAGUCAUAAACGUAUAACCCAUAAAUAAUUAAAAAAAAUAUUCUUAUACACUUUACUUCUAUAGUUCUAUAUUAUCUUAUUUAAUUUUACGUUUACCCUUAGCUUAGGAACUUAAUUUAUUUAUUUCUAAAAGUUUUAUUUGUUAGAAUAUAACUGUUUUGCUAUAUUUAUAUUAUCUUAUACACGCGAUCAGUAUUCAAAGUUUAAAAGUGUACACUUAAUGUAUUUUACUAAAAUAACUAUGUUUUUAAACUCAGAUAAUUAACAUAACGUAAAAAAUUGAAAAAUUGUUAUUUAAAAUAUGAAAAUUAAUUUUUUAUAAUAGUUAUAAUUACAUGUUGUAUUUACUUUAAUUUAACUUUUGAUACUGAACGCAUAAUUAUCACUAUGGUUUUUAACUUUUAUGUUUAUAAAACUUAUGAUUUUAUAAUCACUUUUUGUGUAAAUACUAAAUAAUGUAUUGUUAAUCAUUUAAUGCCCUUAGAUCUUAUAAUUUAAUAUGCCUCAUUAUAUUAAUUUGAUUGAUGUACAAGUUAGUCACAAUAAAUGUUUAAUCUCUGAUAUAUUUUGAAAAACUAUUUUUAAGGUAAUUAAAAUAGCUAUUAAGAAUUAAGAUACUCAUGAAAUAUUUAUUCCCUUGUUUAUAUGCUAUUCAAUUUGUUAAAAUUUGAUUUUCAAAUAAAUAAUGCUAGUAUUUUAAUGUUUGAUACUCGAGGCAUUUAAAUGAACAUAUCCAACCCACAUCUCGUAGCUCAUUCAUUAUGUAUUAAAAUAUACGAACUAGCUUAAAAGGAAGCUAUCCUUUGUACGCAUAGUCUCCAUCUUACAAAAGUGUAAUACAAAUUUGAGUUCAACAGUAACAAUUUUAUGUUAGCUUAAAUAUAAGAAUGAAUAUUUUAGUUUUCAAGCAAAAUAUGAGUGUGAAAUAUUGCAAAUUCAAAAUGCUCCUUUACAUACAAAAAAGUCUUAAGCAAAGGUAUUGUUCUUACCUUUAAAUUUGAUAUUCACUUAAAUAUUUAAUCCAACAACAGAAAAUUGGUUCUGCUGAACUUAAAAUUGAUAUGUUUAUAACACGGAGACAACACAUUAAAAUAUCAAUUGUUGUCCUUAGGAUCUAUUAGCACUAUUGAAUGUCAAAUAUACGUUUGAAAUACAGUGAAACCUCCCUUAACGGACACCUCUAAAUAGCGGACACCUCUAAAUAGCGGACGUUUUUUCGAGGACGGGAACAUUUUCACUAUUUAUGUAUAGGAAAACCUCUAAAUACAGGACACUCUAAAUAACGGACACUUUUAUGACGUUAAUAUUAGUUAUUUUUAUCUUAAAUUAAGAAUUAUUUUGGAAUACUUGAAUAAAAACCUGAAUUGUUAAGUUA